Molecule: messenger RNA, 477 nt
Organism: Clunio marinus
Lineage: Eukaryota; Metazoa; Arthropoda; Insecta; Diptera; Chironomidae
Source: the annotation of a GenBank genome assembly
AUGAACAACAUGCAAUGUGUCAUCAACAAAACCUUUGAACUUUCCAAUCAUGCAGCUCGUUUCUCAAUUAGCAUUGAUGGAUGUCGAAUGUCAUCAUUGCCGAACAUUUCGUCGCUUGAUUUAUUAAUGGCAACAGCUAGAAAUUCACUCGGAAGUAUUCGAGAUCUUUGCGGACAUAAUAAAUCAUUUCAUGAUGCCAAGAAUGAACAAAUUGAAACGAUGGAAGUUGAAAUGGGGAAAAUUAAGGAAGAUUUGUUGACAGCAAGAAGUGAAAUUGAUAAACUCAAUCAGCACAAUGUCAUUUUACAAGAACAAGUCAAAGAGGGUAAAGUUCAAUACGAAAGAUUAAAUUCGGGACGCAAUCAACUAAUUGAAGACAUAAGAAAUGAGUUGAAGAAAGUUGAAACUGAAAACGAAUUGCUAACGACACAAAUGAAUGAAGCAAAAGAUAUUAUCGACGACCUAGUUGACGANUAG